ACACAACAUUGCAGAGGCAUGGACGGGAAAAAAUAAUCAGAAAGCAUGACAUAGAUAGAAAAGUUGCAUGUUUGCCUUAUGAUGGGAAAUAUGUGCUGUUUCCUUUGCUGCAUGGAAUUGAAAGGCAAUAUUAGGAUAAGAUGGACAAGAAGUGGGUAAGAGCUGUGUGGAGAGAGGAUGAAAAAGAGAUGGAGCUUGCCAUACCCAGUGUAUGGGUUGAAGGAAAUCGCAUAAGAUGGCCAAAUACAUCAAAUGCAAAAUCUGCACUCAAAGAAUGCAAGAAACCUGCUGACAAAUGGCUUUCAUUUGAUCUGAUAAAGAUCAAGUUUUCAUCAGACGACUAUCGAGAAUGUGAGGACUAUGAUGAGACGACAGCGGUGGAAUCUGAGUGUGACUCAGAACCAGUAAUGAAAAGGAAACCAAAAAAGAAGGUCAUGAGUGACUUUAUUAUGGAUUCUGCUGAAGACAAUUCAUCAAUAAAAACGCAGAAGAAGUUACCUGUAGCAGCACCAGUUAUGCCGCCAAAACCACCCCAAAAAAUCUCUUCUAAAAAAAACCAAGACCAGUCAUCACUUCAGUCGUCCAGGUCUCGAUCACCUUCAUCUUCUACUAGAGAUGAAAUGGAAACCAGACGUAGCAGGUCUAUUACACCAAGCAAGUCCUGGGCUAGUUCAAACAGUCGGGAGAGCUCGAUGAAUAGGUCGAUGUCACCAAGAAGUCCCAUUCGCUCAACACAAAGGUCCAGAAUUUCAACAUCCAGAAGUCCAAUUCGCUCAACACAGAGGUCCAGAAUUUCAACAUCCAGAAGUCCAAUUCGCUCAACACAAAGGUCCAGAAUUUCAACAUCCAGAAGUCCAAUUCGCUCAACACAAAGGCCCAGAAUUUCAACAUCCAGAAGUCCAAUUCGCUCAACACAAAGGCCCAGAAUUUCAACAUCCAGAAGUCCAAUUCGCUCAACACAAAGGCCCAGAAUUUCAACAUCCAGAAGUCCAAUUCGCUCAACACAAAGGUCCAGAAUUUCAACAUCCAGAAGUCCAAUUCGCUCAACACAAAGGCCCAGAAUUUCAACAUCCAGAAGUCCAAUUCGCUCAACACAAAGGCCCAGAAUUUCAACACCCAGAAGUCCAAUUCGCUCAACACAAAGGCCAAGAAUUUCAACAUCCAGAAGUCCAAUUCGCUCAACACAAAGGUCACGAAUCUCAAGGUCCAGGAGUCCUGUUCACUCUUUGAACAGCUCAAGAUUUUCAAGAUCAAAAAGCAGAGACAGGCAUCACAAUAGGUCAAGGCACUCUAUGUCACAAAGCAGUGAAAGGUCAACCCUGAGAAGAGAAAGCCCAAAAAGACUUAACAAAGGAUCUGAACAUUCCAGGAGCUAUGAUAGGCCUUGUAGCAGGUUAAGUGUAGAGAGCACCCCAACACUUCCAUCUCUUUCUAAGCGAAAGCAGCAUCAGUCCUCAACAGACUCCUUUCCCAUGACCGAAGAAAGAUUUCAGAGAAGAGUCCUCUACCUUCUUGUUGAAAUAAGAGACCGUCUUAAGAGUCCAGUAACAACAGCUUCAAAUACAGAAGACGUUGAUCUUGUUACCAUAGACUCAGAAGAAGGAUUUGAAGCCUUAGACAGAAGACUUGAAAACAAAGACUUUAAAGCCAGCUUUAAAUUCUUGCUUCAAAAGAUUGGAGGUACAGAUGGUACUGACCACAUGAAGAAAGCAAUGUUAAGAACUAUGACAAACUCGUACAUGGCUGGUCUAAACAUGAAGGGAAAACGGGGAAAGAAAGCUUUUGGUUCCUCCCAACUCUACCUCCUUAUAAAAGAAACUGUAUUGACAUCUCAUACACAGUAUACAGAAUCAAAAUUCAAUGAAGAUUUGGCUAAAUUCCUAAAAUAUGCCCCGGAGCGUGUGGGAGGAGGUGGAAGAAGGAGAAGAGAUUGACUGUUUUUCACGUUCACUUGACCAGAACUAAUGAUUUUACUCUUUUUCAUCUUCUUAAACUAAUGUUUUUGUGAAAAGCUGGCUACAGAUGUGAGCUAGGUUAUCCAUCAGUGAUUUUAAGUGAUACUUUCAAUUUAUUUAACUGUUUCUCUCUUGAAUAAAUUGAUUAAUGAUA
Messenger RNA from Magallana angulata, 2109 nucleotides. RefSeq names its product serine/threonine-protein kinase PRP4 homolog. The transcript is spliced from 9 exons. NCBI's taxonomy places the organism in Eukaryota, Metazoa, Mollusca, Bivalvia, Ostreida, Ostreidae. The record is from RefSeq and is a predicted model, not a curated record. The coding region runs from base 141 to 1934 and encodes 597 amino acids.